Messenger RNA from Lichtheimia ornata, 2145 nucleotides. RefSeq lists its product as uncharacterized. Gene Ontology annotation, molecular function: 5'-3' DNA exonuclease activity; damaged DNA binding. Gene Ontology annotation, biological process: interstrand cross-link repair; double-strand break repair via nonhomologous end joining; protection from non-homologous end joining at telomere. Lineage: Eukaryota; Fungi; Mucoromycota; Mucoromycetes; Mucorales; Lichtheimiaceae. The transcript has 4 exons. The coding region runs from base 1 to 2145 and encodes 714 amino acids. The record is from RefSeq and is a predicted model, not a curated record.
AUGGUCACCACUGCUCGAACAGCUAAAAGAACACAAGUGGCUAGCUCUCAGCAGAGGAAUAAACGUCAACGCGAUAACAGCACUACUCCUUCAUUGACCUUGCAGCAUUACUUUAAAAAGACAUCGUCUUCCUCGCAACACGAUAACAGCAGCACCCACAACACGCAACAACAAACUUCCUUUGAAAGCGAUCUGGAACGUGCAAUCGCCUUGUCAUUGGCGGAAUCGGCUUCAACAUGCAUAGCAACAAACGAUAUUGACGACCCAGCAGCAUUGUCACUUCACCAUGACGACGCAGGAACUGCGCACUUUCACGCUGAUACGGCCAUAUCCGAUGACAUCGAUUCACUUUUGGAUAACAACAUUGACAGCAAUAUAAAAAAAGAAGCAGAUGAUAUGGAAGCCAACGUUGAUAUCAACAUCGCCAAGGAAGCAGGAGAUGAUCCAGUUACGCCUAUUGAAGACGACGUUGCUACGGGCAUGAAGAAUGAAAAAGCGACAAAUGAUACGUAUCAGCAGUGCCCAGUAUGUCAAGCUUCUAUCAAUGCCGAAUCGAUCGAUACCAUGAAUGAGCACAUCAAUCGUUGUUUGGAUGGAAGUUUGGUAAAGGAAGAGGUGCAUAGCAACAGCAACAACGUCAUGGCUACCAAUGAUGCGACAAAGAAUGACACAAAGUCUUGGUUCCGAACCAUGGAAAAUGCCAUCCGCGGUGUCCUCGGCCCAAAAGAAAACAGCAAUACGAUCAACAACCCAGCAACGAAUCAUUCAUCCAACGACAAACCAUCAUCGUCAUCAUCAUCAACAAAGGGCAAACAAAAGCGCACAUGUCCAUUUUACAAAUGGGUAAAAGAUACGACCCUUGUGGUGGAUGCCUUUACGUAUGGCAAGAUUCCCGAUUGCACAGGUUAUUUCUUAUCCCAUUUCCACAGCGACCAUUAUGGUUACCUCGGCAAGAAAUGGGCUCAUGGCACCGUAUAUUGUUCACAAAUCACAGCCAAUCUUAUCCAGCAGAGGUUGGGUGUCGGCCGUCGUUAUGUGUGUGCGCUACCUAUGAAUGUCAAAUACCCCUUGAGUGAUACUAUCAAUGUCAGCCUCAUCGAUGCCAAUCAUUGUCCUGGUUCAGUUCUUUUUCUUUUCGAGAUAUUGCGACCGGAUGGUGUUGUCGUGCGACAUUUGCAUACCGGUGAUUUCCGUGCCACGCCCCAAAUGUGCCUUCAUCCUUUGAUCCGCCAACCCAUGAAUCCACCCAUUGAUACGCUCUAUCUCGACACAACCUAUCUCGAUGGUCGUUACAUGUUUCCAAUACAAGAGGACGUGGUCCGUGCAGCAUGCGACAUAGCUCAUGAGCAAUGUUUUCAUCAACCCGUACAACAACAAUUGCAGCUGAAACCUGCCACAACAACAACAACAAGCAAAAGUAGUGCCCUUGUGGGAUGGCUUCAAUCAUCACAAAAGCCUAAGGUUGACCUCGUCACGGAUGAAUCAGAAGGCACAUUGGCAGCAAUGAAAAUGACAAAUGCACGACCCAAGUCCAAAGUCCUUGUAGUGGUUGGCACUUAUACCAUUGGCAAAGAAAGGGUGUUUUUCAACAUCGCAAAGAGGCUUGGAAGCAAGAUUUAUGUAAAUGAAAAGAAACGCAAGAUCUUGGCAUGUCAAGAGAACAAAGAGCUGGACUCCCUCUUGGUAACCGAUCCACAUCAAGCACAAGUACAUGUACUGCCACUGGGAACUUUGAAGAUUGAUUUAUUGGAGAACUAUUUGAAGGGGAUGCGACCUCAUUUUACAUCAUUGAUUGCUUUUCAACCAACGGCACAGACUUUUCGACCUUAUGGCUCACCAUCAAUGGGGCCGCCAUUAUCAGAAAUCAUUGCUCAACCUCCCAACCGAUCCAUUGUAUUGAAACCAUUAAGAGCAUCCACCGCCACAGUCAAGCUGUAUCCUAUACCCUAUUCAGAGCACUCAAGCUUUCGCGAAUUAGCAGCAUUCAUUGGAAGCUUAGAAAUCCGACGCAUCAUCCCCACCGUCAAUAACCGAGACGAGGCUUCCCGAGAACUCAUGUUUGCUAUAUUAGAUGGAUGGCAACAAGACAAAAAGAAGGAACAACUAAAUGGCAUUGUGCCCUAUCAAAGCGAACAUUACUGGUAA